AUGAAUGCUAAUCCAUUGAAUGCCAAUAUUGAUUACCGUUCACUUCCUUAGGGAAAUUAUCCAGCUCGAAAUAUUGAUAGAAAUACAACAUAGCAAUCACCUUAAAGACAUCCAAAAAGAGAAUUUGAUUAUCGAUUAAUUCAGCCUAAAAUUUAAAAUCUCAAUGCCUCUUCUCACUCUUUGUCAAGACUUCGAUCAGACACUCCUAUUACAAUUCGAGGAUAAAACUAUCGCUAUGUUGGUUAAAUGAAUGGAAAUUAGAAGGAAGGAAUUGGUUCAUACUUUACAAAUGAGCUUGAAUAUGAGGGAGAAUGGCGAAAUAAUGUUUAUCAUGGAUUUGGAAAAUUUUAUUAAGAAGGCAAGUUAUCCUAUCAAGGAUAAUUCGUAAAUGGAUUGAAAAAUGGAGCUGGGAUUGAAUAUUAUGAGAAUGACUCUUAUUUUGUUGGCAAUUUUGAGAAGAAUCAAAAAAAUGGGAUUGGAACUCUUUAUAAAAAAAAUGACUAAGUAUCUGGGAUAUGGCAUAAUGAUAAACUAGUCGAGAAAUAUUGA
Molecule: messenger RNA, 549 nt
Organism: Paramecium tetraurelia
Lineage: Eukaryota; Ciliophora; Oligohymenophorea; Peniculida; Parameciidae
Exons: 3
Source: RefSeq, a predicted model, not a curated record